GAGAACUCUAUAAAGUCCCAAAGGGAAAAAGAGUCCAGGAAAAGAAACACAAUCGCAACAGAAACUUUGCAGCCUGAAGAUCGUCAACAACUAUAAGGAGGGAAAGCAAGUGAUGUGACCGUAGGAUUUACAUAUAUAUAUAAUGUGUAUGGCUCCAUCCCUGUCCUUCCAGUCUGACAGCUCCGCGCUGCGCCUGACUCAGCCUGCUGCACUGCGUGCAAUGAGCGCUCUCUCCCCGGCUGCGGCGGAUGCAGACGGGACCGGGAAGUGCUGCGAUUAAGGUUUGAUCCAGAUUAAGAAGCAGGUGAUCCCUGGCAGAGCCGCUGAGGUGCAGGGCGCUGGGCUCUCACCUCCAAUAGUCUCCGGCUACACAGACAGAAGAUGUGGCUAAUGGCCCGGGCUUGCCUAUAAAGCGAGUCUCUGCUGGGCUCUGGGGAACCCCGGCCAGUUACCUCUCCCUCCCUGCCGUACCUGUAUGAGGAAUGCUAUCUUGUUCCAAGGGGCCCUGCCAUUCGGGGCCCUAACUCGACUGUGUGGUGUCUGCCAGCUGUACUGGAACAUGUGUUUGUGCCCCACUCUGCGCCCCACACGGAACAAUGGCUCUGAGUAAAGCGCUGAAAGUGCACGUCAGGCAUGAGCCUGCCCCUUACAGUGUCCUGCUGGAGUCCCGCAACAGGGAGGACUGUUUGCUCUUCGAAUCGGGCACAGUGGCCACCCUCACACCUGAUGAAAGAGAGGUUAUUAGAGGACAAUAUGAGAGACUUCAAGAUGCUUAUGGCUGCCUAGGGGAGCUUUGUCUAAAAUCAGGGAACAUUCCUUUAAACUUCCUUAUAUUAGUAAGUGGAUGCUCCUCGGUUGGAAGAAUUUUGGAUGCUGAAGUUUAUAAAAUCACAGCUACAGACUUCUGUCCUCUUCAGGAAGAGACCAAAGAAGAGGAGCGUGUCACAGCUCUCAGGAAAAUACUCAAUUCAGGGAUGUUUUAUUUCUCAUGGCCAAAUGCUGGAUCAAAUUUUGACCUUACCCAUCGGGCCCAAAAACAAGCUGUUAACAGCAGUUGUGAAUCUGGAAAUUGGUUCUUUUGGAACAGAUUGCUGCAUGUGCCUUUGAAACACUAUCAGGUUAGCUGUGCUGACUGGCUCUUGAAAGUUAUUUGUGGGGGAGUAGAAAUCCGUACUGUAUAUGCCUCCCAUCGAAAAGCAAAGGCUUGCCUUAUCUCACGGAUAAGCUGUGCGCGGGCUGGUGCCAGAUUCCAUAUCCGUGGAGUUGAUGAUGAUGGACAUGUGUCUAACUUUGUUGAAACAGAGCAGACUGUAUACGUGGAUGAUGACGUUUCCUCCUUUGUUCAAAUCAGAGGCUCCGUUCCAAUGUUUUGGGAACAACCAGGGCUGCAGGUUGGCUCUCACCAUCUUAAACUUACCAGAGGACUUGAGGCCAAUGCCCCAGCAUUUGACAGGCAUAUGAUGCUGUUGAAAGAGCAGUAUGGCAAACAAGUGCUUGUUAAUCUCUUACGAAGCAAAGGAGGAGAGGAGGUUUUAAGUCGUGCUUUUAAGAAACUACUGUGGGCAUCAUUACAUGCAGAUGAUGUGCCAAUGAUUAACUUUGACUACCAUCAGAUUGUGAAAGGUGGAAAAAUAGAGAAGUUGGAGAAUCUGUUGAAACCACAGUUAAAACUGGAUUUGGAGGAGUUUGGAGUAUUUACUAGAGGCGACCACUUAACUCCACGUCUUCAAAAAGGCACUUUCCGAAUAAACUGCUUGGACUGUUUGCAUCGCACAAAUAGUGUCCAGUCUUAUAUUGCACUUGAGGUUUUACGUACUCAGCUGGAAAGUCUUGGAUUAGUUGAUAUGAAGUCUGUUAUGGAAAGAUUUGAAGAAUCCUACAAAUCCAUGUGGACCGCUAAUGGCCAUAACAUGAGCAUGAUAUUUACAGGAAGCAGAGCCCUUGAAGGCAAGGCUAAGGUUGGAAAGCUGAAAGAUGGAGCGCGAACAGUUUCUAGAACCAUACAAACAAAUUUCUUUGAUGGAGCAAAGCAAGAAGCUAUUGAUUUAAUGCUUAUGGGAGACUUCUUCAAUGAGCAAUAUGCAGACAAAGGACGAAUGCUAAUGGAUAGCUCUGCACUCCUAGUAAUCCCCAGUGUUUUAAAGUCUAUAUCUGAACGACAGUUGGAAUUCACUAAUUAUAAAAGAACUCGUGUUGCUAUGGGCACAUGGAAUGUAAAUGGGGGAAAGCAGUUUCGCAGUAAAAUCCUUAGCACUAGUGAACUCACAGACUGGCUUCUGGACUCCCCAAAGCUCUCUGGAACUCCAGAUUUUCAGGAUGAUGAGAGCAACCCGCCAGAUAUUUUUGCUGUUGGGUUUGAGGAAAUGGUUGAACUCAGCGCAGGAAAUAUUGUCAGUGCAAGCACAACUAAUCGGAAAGUGUGGGCUGAACAAAUUCAGAAGGCUCUGUCAAGGUCUCAUCGCUACAUACUAUUGACUUCAGGGCAGCUUGUUGGAGUUUGUCUCUUUGUUUUUGUAAGACCUUACCACAUGCCCUUUAUUAGAGAUGUGGCAACAGACACUGUAAAAACAGGGCUGGGGGGUAAAACUGGGAACAAAGGAGCAGUGGCUAUUCGCUUCCAGUUCUACAGCACAAGCUUCUGCUUUAUCUGCAGUCACUUUACUGCAGGGCAGAACCAAGUAAAAGAACGCAAUGAAGACUACAAGGAGAUCACUCAGAAAUUAAGCUUCCCUAUGGGAAGAAAUGUCUUUUCCCAUGACUAUGUCUUCUGGUGUGGUGAUUUCAAUUACCGCCUGGACCUCCCAUAUGAUGAAGUGUUUUAUUACAUUAGACGCCAGGACUGGAAAAAGCUCCUAGAAUAUGAUCAACUUCAACUUCAAAAGUCUGCAAGCAAAAUCUUUAAAGACUUCUAUGAGGGAACCAUUCACUUUGGACCUACGUACAAGUAUGACAUUGGCUCAGAAGCAUAUGACACAAGUGAAAAGUGUCGCACACCAGCCUGGACAGACAGAGUUCUUUGGUGGAGAAAGAAAUGGCCAUUUGAGAAAUCAGCAAGAGACAUUAAUCUUCUAGACAGUGAUCUGGAUUUCAGUACUAAAAUAAAACACACAUGGACUCCGGGUGCUCUUAUGUACUAUGGCAGAGCAGAACUUCCGUAUUCUGAUCACAGGCCUGUGCUGGCUAUGGUGGAAGUGGAAGUUCAGGAAGUUGAUGUGACUUCCAGGGAGAGAGUUUUUCAAGAGAUAACUUCCUCUCAGGGCCCUCUUGAUGCCACCGUUGAAGUUCGUAUCCUGUUUCCAACAGCUGAAGAGAAAGCUGACUUCCCAGAAGAUAUAAGCACAGAACUUGUGAAAACAUUUCAGACCUAUGGCAAUGUUAUCCUUGUAAGGCUUAUCAGAGGGCAAAUGAUUGUCACAUUUGAAGAUAGUAGGACAGCUUUAAAUGUUCUUGAUUUGGAUGGCUUAAAGGUAAAUGGCAAAACUAUAAAAAUAAGGCCUAAAACAGAGGACUGGCUCAAGGGUCUGCAUGAAGAAAUUGCUCGAAACAGAGAUAGCAUAGCACCCAUGUCACCAAAUGCCAACUCCUGCUUACUCGAAGAGAACUUUGAUUUCACCAGUUUGGAUUAUGAAUCAGAAGGUGAUAUAUUGGAUGAUGAUGCAGAUGACUUGAUGCCGCAACAUCUGGAGACCAACAAGCCGGGAGCUGUCUGUGAUAGGCCUGCCGAUGAUUCAGUAGCCUGUGCAGUCAGAGCUCCCCAGGUGAAUUCAAAGAAACCACAUUCAUUCAAAGAUGAUGCAGAUUUGAUGGCCCUAAAGAAAGAGCUGGAGGCUGUUGGAGAGUUUCGCUCUCGGUCGCCAAGUAGGUCUUUAUCAGUCCCUCAUGCCUCACGCCCACCGCCACAGAGACCUCCACAGAGACCACCACCUCCAAAGAGCACUCACCAAUCUUCAGUUGUGCAAAUUGCUAAACCCCUUUCUGGAGCACCACAAUAUCCAUCUUCAGGAAUGUCUGGCAUCAGCAAACCGUAUAAUGUGAAACAGAUUAAGGCAACUACAACCCAGGAGGCAGAAGAAGCUAUACGAUGGCUAAUGGAUAACAGCAAAGAAAAACAACAAGUGGGCCAAACUGGUGUACGUCCGCAAAACAGUAGCUUGAAAGAAAAACCAAAGUCUGUUUCUUUGAAUUCAACACAGAAGAAUGUCCCAGCCACAGAGCCAGCUCUGGUGCCACAAAGGCCGCCACCAAUGGUUCCCAGUAUGAAGCCUGUUCCCAUACAAAAAUCUGAAGCAAAGCCUGAACCUUCUUUUCAUCUAAAGCAAAAGGCAAAUGAACAAGACCCGGUGUGUGGCGUUCCUGCUAAGCCACAGCCUCAUGUUGAUGUAUUUGAACAUACCAGCAUGCCCCCAGCUGUACCGCCCAUACCAAAACUAGAGGUUCAUUUGACUUCUGCAGAUCCUGAAAAGUCACACAGUGCUGUUAUACCAACCAAAUCAGAAAUAUGUAAGGAUGAUGGGGAAAAAAAUAACAACAGCACUUUGGAUUCUGCAUCCUCCACACAGCUGGCCACUGUGGCAGAUUUGUUACUUGGUUUAAACAUCAAUGAUGUUGGAAAUUCUAAUCAAUCUGUCCUUUUACCAAACUUGGAUUCUUAUCUUGACUUAAUGAACUUUCAAGAUGGCCCAUCACAGAUAGCGCCUAAAGUAAAGCCUCAGUUUGAUGUGUUGCACCAGAAUGUUACAAGCGCUCAAAUAGCUGAAUCCAUGGACUCUAAUAAUGUCCAAAAUGUACGUCCUGUACCUAAACCAAGAACACUGCCACCAUCCCAGGUUGCAAAGAUUCCUCAACGGAAACUAAGUGAUGAGAUCUCUUCAACAGCUCAAGUUAUUCCAGUGCAAGAACCCUCUUUUAUUCCAAAGGUUCCCCCACGCAGAAAAAAGUCUGCUCCUGCUGCUUUUCACCUUGAAGUUUUACACAGUAACAGUAAUCUCUUGCUUCGUGAUGCAUCUAACAAUAGUAAUACAAAUACUGAAGAAAAUGUGUCUCUACAAAUACAUUCUGAGCAUUCCAAUGCAGAUAAUAAUGAAAAUACUCAGAGUAGUUAUUUUCCUCAAACUCAUCCUCAGUCGAUGCAGCCACAAGAAACCUGCAUUUCAGGUGAAUGGAAUUUGUUAGAAUUUCAAUGUGAGAGCAUUCAUCAACCGUCUGGUACUGGAACUUUAAAGAAAGAGUUUACUGGAAAUUGUUCUGAGUGACUUAAUCAGGAGUUUGGCUAAAAGUACGAUUUCACGGUUUCAAAGCUUGAAACCACCAUCAUUUAUAUUUCUUAAUCUAGCAUUCUUAUAGGCAUCUCUCUUCCGAAAGUGAAAAUGGCUGUUGUGCAGUUACUAAGACCAUUCUUUAAAUAAUAAAACAUAAAAUAUGAA
Xenopus tropicalis (tropical clawed frog) is the source of this 5423-nucleotide messenger RNA. RefSeq names its product synaptojanin 2 (gene synj2). Lineage: Eukaryota; Metazoa; Chordata; Amphibia; Anura; Pipidae. Gene Ontology annotation, cellular component: membrane; presynapse. The record is from RefSeq and is marked provisional. Gene Ontology annotation, biological process: phosphatidylinositol dephosphorylation. Gene Ontology annotation, molecular function: phosphatidylinositol-4,5-bisphosphate 5-phosphatase activity; phosphatidylinositol-3,5-bisphosphate 3-phosphatase activity; RNA binding.